AUGAACCCGCCUAAAGACAAUCUCAUCUUCAACCUUACAGGUCAAGAAUUGCAUCCACAAGAAGUAAGUCUGCUUAAUAAGGGCUUAAGUUUUGUUCCAUAUAAAGCCACAGAACCGAGUCGCUCAAAGACUAAAAAGACAUUUUUAAAGAAAAGAAGAGCCGAGAAAUCGACAACCUGCACUCAGUGUGGAAAGAGUUUCUCUACCAAACAAAGUAUUGAUGCUCACAUGAGAGUUCAUACUGGAGAGAAGCCAUUUACAUGUGAUCAAUGUGGAAAGAGCUUCAAUCAAUCAUCAAACUUUAAUGCUCACAUGAGGAUCCACACCAGAGAGAAGCUGUACACAUGUGAUCACUGUGGUAAAACAUUUACUCAGUCAAUAAACCUGAAGAAACACCUGACAGUUCAUACGAAGGAGAAGCCACAUUCAUGUUCUGUGUGUGGAAAGAGUUUUUCACUGCUGCAAAAUUUACAGAGACAUCAGAAAAUACACACUGGUGUGAGAGAGUUCAUGUGCUUUGAGUGUGAGAAGACUUUUACUACAGCAGACUGUUUAAAACGUCACCAGAGAAUUCACACCAGAGAAAAACCUUACAAGUGUUCACACUGUGACAAGAGAUUCAGUCAGUCAUCAGAUCUGAAAAAACAUGAGAGGAUCCACACUGGAGAAAAACCUUACAAGUGUUCACACUGUGACAAGAGAUUCUAUCAGUUAACAAAUCUAAAAACACAUGAGAUGAUCCACACUGGAGAAAAACCUUACAGGUGUUCACACUGUGACAAGAGAUUUAGUCUGACAUCAAAUCUGAAAAGACAUGAGAGGAUCCACACUAGAGAGAAGCCGCACACGUGUGAUCAGAGUUUCACUAUUAAAAAUGACCUGAAGCGACACAUGAAGAUCCAUGCAGUGGAGAAACCAGAUCACCACAGUCUGAAAUCACUGUAAGGUCUGAGUUGUUCAUCUUUAGCAUCAAAAAAGUAUUUUCUGUGUGAGUCAGUCAGAUCUCUCCUCUCCACCUAUACCUGAUGGUGGUGUGAAGAGACCCCUGAAGCACUUUGUGUGUUCAGUAUAUAAAUGCCUCAUUCAUUAAUAGUUCAUAUCAUCAUGUCUGUUGGAAGGUAACUUAUUUGUUUUAUGAAGAACCACCAGAAAGCAUCUGGAAGGAGAGGACAGAGAGAUCCAGUGAUCCAGAACCUGAAGAUGAAACUUCACGAUACUGAAGAACAAAGAGGUUGUGUCAAUGAGUGACAAAGAAACAUCAUCCAAAGUUCAUCUUCAGCAGUUUGUGUUAAUGUACCUACUAGUAUUUGUUUUUGUUUGUUGUGCUCAUAUUCAGAGAGCUGAAGAAGAGGCAUAGAAAGACAAUCUGAUAUUUUUUUAUAUUUUUCUUUAUUGUUUUUCAUUAAAACAUCUAGUUUCUCUUCCACUUCUACUCUUCCAUUCAAAUGUAAGAUAUACUUUCAUAUAGCCUUGAAACUGGACACUUUGCUUCUCUUAUACUAAUGCAUAAUAAAUCAUAUUUCACCACACACAUGACUGUCAUUGAAUGUCAUUGCUGUCUGUCUACAUUAUUAUUUCACCAUUGAUAUCCUGUAUAUACACUUCAAAGAGUUUGUUCUAGUCAGUUUGAUGUUCAUUCACACCAUGAGGCUUCAUGAAGUCAGAAC
Molecule: messenger RNA, 1667 nt
Organism: Megalobrama amblycephala (Wuchang bream)
Lineage: Eukaryota; Metazoa; Chordata; Actinopteri; Cypriniformes; Xenocyprididae
Product: gastrula zinc finger protein XlCGF7.1-like
Exons: 2
Coding region: 1-945 (314 amino acids)
Biological process (GO): regulation of transcription by RNA polymerase II
Cellular component (GO): nucleus
Molecular function (GO): RNA polymerase II transcription regulatory region sequence-specific DNA binding; DNA-binding transcription factor activity, RNA polymerase II-specific
Source: RefSeq, a predicted model, not a curated record